Messenger RNA from Nymphaea colorata (pocket water lily), 1137 nucleotides. RefSeq names its product gamma-glutamylcyclotransferase 2-3. The coding region runs from base 362 to 937 and encodes 191 amino acids. The record is from RefSeq and is a predicted model, not a curated record. Gene Ontology annotation, molecular function: gamma-glutamylcyclotransferase activity; glutathione specific gamma-glutamylcyclotransferase activity. Gene Ontology annotation, cellular component: cytoplasm. Lineage: Eukaryota; Viridiplantae; Streptophyta; Magnoliopsida; Nymphaeales; Nymphaeaceae. Gene Ontology annotation, biological process: glutathione catabolic process. The transcript is spliced from 8 exons.
CUCAUAAUAAUAAAUAACAGGAUAGUCCAUCAUGGUACAGAUUGUAGAUCCUUUCGAAAGUGUGAUAUGGCUGAUUGAUUAAAUGUCAAGAUAUAACCUGCUCGUCGUGACAGAUAUCGUGGGGUGGGAGGCCCGUUGCGUCUUCAAAUCCACCAAUCGUUCAUGUCAUGCCUGGCUCUCCACCAUUCGUGUGUGGGCACUGGGCAGCAGCCAGACAAAAAAGGCCAAGUACAUUUUCGUCACCAACGUUUGUUCGUCCUGCCACAGAACGAGGGAGAGAGAGAGAGAAAGGAACGGCCUCUUGGUUCUGUCCCCCAUUGAGAGAUAGACACACAGGCAGACAAGGCGGACGGGAAAGGAGAUGGGACUGUGGGUAUUUGGGUACGGAUCACUGAUAUGGAAAGCAGGCUUUGAUUACGAGCAACGCCUCGUCGGGUUCAUCAAGGGAUACCGACGUGUCUUCUACCAAGGCAGCACGGACCAUAGAGGGACGCCUGAAUAUCCCGGAAGAACCGUGACACUGGAGCCCCAUGACGGGGAAGUUUGUUGGGGAGUUGCCUACAGAAUUUCGGGAGAAGAAAAUGAGCAAAUUGCAAUGUCGCAUCUAGAAGUUAGAGAGAAGCAGUAUGACUUGAAGGCUUAUGUCGAUUUUUACACUGACAUGGAGUCAUCAAUUCCUGCAGUCACGAGGAUACUAGUUUACAUAGGUUCGGCAGACAAAAAGCUCAACAAAAACUACUUAGGCCCAGCGCCGCUUGAGGAAAUGGCCAACCAAAUUGUCAAGGCCCAAGGCCCAUCAGGUCCAAACAGAGACUAUCUUUUCCAGCUUGAACAAUCGCUCCACGAAUUUGGAUGCCAUGACGAUCAUAUCAAGAAUCUGGCUAAUGCGGUCAGAAAAAUUCUUUCAGAGAUGGAGCAGCAGAAACAACAAAGCUAAUUUUAAGUUGCUGCGGAAAAUAUUAUACAAUUGUUUGCGGAGAUCUAUAAACAAUUGAAAGGCUUCAUUCUUCAUAAUUGUCAUAGUCCUCUUCUGCUUCUAGUGUCUUGUUUAGGUGCAAAAACUGUGAUGACUCUAUGCCCAUGUUGUCCACAUCAGCCCAGACCAAGUACUCAUUAUUAUGAUUGGCAUUCACUUUA